Molecule: messenger RNA, 3831 nt
Organism: Lepisosteus oculatus (spotted gar)
Lineage: Eukaryota; Metazoa; Chordata; Actinopteri; Semionotiformes; Lepisosteidae
Source: RefSeq, a predicted model, not a curated record
AACAGAUUAGGAACUCUGUGUUCCCAGAUGCCUGUGAGCCUGUGCUUUGAGAUGACUGUCAGCAGGCAGUGCAGUUGGAGCUGGUGUUUCCUUUGGGGGCCCAAGCUGUUACUUGAAGGAGGUGGAGAUUUUCAAUCCCACCCAGUCAAAAUGCUCUGCUGCCUUUCAGACAGACUCUGAGGUGAAAAAAAAAACUAACUCUCCACAGGAAAACCCUGAGACACAAUAUUCAGCACCUCACAGCAGACAUACAAACCAAGUGGGAUACUUCUAUACUUUGAUACUCUGUUAAUUACUCUUGUGAUGUGAUACAGAUGUCUGGGGGCCUAAGUGAAACUUCAUUAGAUGGUUCCAAGGGGAAAAGAACAUUUUACGAACGGUCAUUUUACCAGAGGACUUUGAAUUCCCAUUGGGUCACUCUUCAUUAACAAGGAUGGAAUCUAAGUUCAGCGUGUUGUUUGUGGCUAUCUGUGCUGUGGGUUUUGGAACAUGUCAGGCAGAUGUUGCCAAUGUGUCUUCAGGAGCCGCCAAGGUGGAGAACUUUCUGUUGACCGCUCUUCCGCCGAGCUCCCAGAGCCCCAACGCAGCCCCUUUCAGUAACUGUUCUACAAUAUUACAAAAGUGGAAUGACAGUGUUCCCAGAAGACCGCCCAUGUGCAGUUCACAAACCAAAAUCCAAGGUUAUUUCCAGUACAUCACCACUGUGAUAUCUUGCUGCAUUUUUGUCAUUGGCAUGGUUGGGAAUGCCACCCUUCUAAGGAUUAUCUACCAGAACAAAUGCAUGAGGAAUGGGCCCAAUGCACUGAUUGCCAGCCUGGCACUAGGGGAUCUUAUCUACAUUGCCAUUGACAUCCCCAUCCAUGUCUAUAAGAUUUUGGCACACCGGUGGCCUUUUGAUGACUCUCCAAUGGGCCUUUUCCUCUGCAAACUGUUCCCCUUCCUCCAGAAGGCCUCAGUGGGGAUCACUGGCUUAAACCUAUGUGCCCUCAGUGUUGACAGGUACAGGGCUGUGGCCUCAUGGAGUCGAGUCCAGGGAGCUGGGAUUCCACUGCGGACAGCUAUAGAAAUCAUCUCCAUAUGGGUCAUAUCAAUCACCCUGGCUGUGCCUGAGGCUAUCGUCUUUGACAUGGUCCACUUUGAAUACAAAAACAUGUCAAUCUCAACUUGCAUGCUGAGCCCAAAAUCCACUCUAAUGAUGACCUAUGUGAACGUGAAGGACUGGUGGCUCUUUGGAUUCUACUUUUGUGUGCCUCUGGCCUGCACAGCCUUUUUCUACACUCUCAUGACGUGUGAGAUGCUGAACCACAGGAAUGGGAGUCUGAGAAUCGUCCUGAGCGAACAUCUCAAACAGAGGCGUGAAGUGGCCAAAGCCGUAUUUUGCCUAGUUCUUAUUUUUGCACUUUGCUGGCUCCCACUGCACAUAAGCAGGAUAUUAAAAAAAACAGUGUACAUUGACACUGACAAAGGACGAUGUGACCUGCUGAACUUUCUAUUGAUACUCGACUAUGCUGGCAUUAAUUUGGCAACUGUGAACUCCUGUAUAAACCCUAUAAUUCUGUAUUUGGUGAGCAAGAAAUUUAAAAAUUGUUUCAAAUCCUGUCUCUGUUGCUGGCGCUAUUCGGGGAAUCUGAUAAGCAGUAUGGUGCCUUUGAAUGGGACAAGCAUACAGUACAAAAACCAGGACCCGAACAACCACAACCCUGAUCGCAGCUUGCGCAAGGACAGCGAUAAUUGAAUGGAUCUGUCUGGAGCACACUCUUCAGCACAGAGUACCAGCAUGGCCGGCAACUGUGCUUGGAGAGAGGAUGGAAGUUUCUUCCUUGGGCAGCUUAAAUGCACUCAGCUUUUAAUGAAAGCAAAAGAAGCCACACAACAAAGGACACAUUGACUCUGUUAUUGUGGCACCUAAUAAAUCCAGCAAUUUCAGGAUCUGACAUCAUUUGCAGGUCAAUUUGUUACAAGGCUACAGCUGUUUGGAGAACAAGGAGCAGCUGUGGAUUGUAAUGUACACUUUAAUAUAUGAAGUAAUACAAACAAAUAUAUUUUCAAUAUGGGGUUAAAACAAAACUGAAAGCCUGUAACACUGUUUGUCAAUUCAGAAAAACAAAGUCAGACACAUCUUACAGCUGUCUUACUCGGUUGAGUAUUGUAGCUGAGGUGUAUCUGGGUUGCUCAUAUCAAUCAUGGGAUGUUACAUUCCUUCACCCCACAAAAUGGAUGGCAGAAUGCCAUAAUGGAGGAAAAGGAGCAAUGGACUGAUCACCUAGCUGAGGUGCAUCACAGCUGAUUUCUGAAAACCAAGUCAUUUCUUUUGCAAGGGAAAAUCACUAUAAAACCUACACUUGUAUCAGAUGUUCCUGGAUACAUACAUUCUUUAAUGACUGAAAAGAGUGUUUGGUGGCUAAUAACUCGCGUAUCUUGCAUGUUAAUGAAAGCAUUUUCUGGAGGCAAAUCAGGAGUAUCAUACCAAAAAUAGUAUUAAUAGUGUUUUAAAAUUGUAAAUGCUUUGCUGAAAACAUACAUUUUAUGCGGAUAAUCCAGUAUAUCAUUUGUCUGUGCUCAAACAUAUCUAUAUAUUGUACCUUUGUCCCUCACAGAAAGCAAAGGAGAAACAAGACACUGUUUAUUACACCCUUUGAACGAAAAGGUGGCAUAUUUCACCUUGAUAAUCCCAAAAACCCAUUUCUAUGUUUGAUAAUUAAGUCCCCUUUAUCUACAGUAUACUGAAAGAAACUCUGCUAUCCUGGUACUGAUUUCUUUAUCUAUACUAGGAAAGUUUCCUUUUCUGUGUCCUAGUAUUUUACCAGAAAGUACAUAAUAGGACAAAUGUAUUGUCCAUUAUGAAAGCAGAUGGAUGAGGUUUGUGUUUUAUGAAACCUUAAAAACUGAAUACCACUUUCCAUAAGAAGAUCACAACUGAAUUUGUAUUUUAUAUUACUCUAAAUUGCCCUUAAAAUGCCUCAUUUAGUAUGUGGCAACAAACAGAAAUAAAAUGAACACGAAUAACAGCACGUGGAAUCUCUGUUGCCAUUCCUAAAGCAGGAUGUCACUAUUGAGCUUUUUCAUAUCCAUGUGGAAUCAUCUAUUCGCUCAUAUCACGAUGAGUGAAAGUGCUAGAAAUUGUUAAAAAAGUGAAAAAAUGCAAUUACUGUAUGAGGGAAAACAUUUUUAUGUUUACUUAUUUGUGUUUAAACCAGUUUUUAUUUUAUUGUGUUAUAAGCUUUUUACUGUCUGCUAGUUGAAACUGGUGGAAACAAGGAUUCAGUCAUUUGACAUCAGUUUUAUGAAAUCAUUGGUUAAAUAAAUAUAGAGAGAUUACAUCUGUGCAUGCAUGUUUGAAGGUAAACUUUCUGCCAUGAUCAUUAAUUAAAUCAAAAUUGCCUUAACACUUAUUGAAUGGAAUGAAAGGCAUUAUAUAGCGGAGUAUUUUUGCUAGAAGAUUCAGAAAAUAAAGAGAUCAGUUUACUCCAAAGUGUUUAUUUUCUCAGGAUUACCAACAGCAGCAUACCUUAAAUCUGAACCUUAGAAAUGCUUGAGGAUACAGUAUGUUUCAUCAAGUUGGUUACUUUGAUAUUUUGUGCUUUAAAACAUGUUUUUGACACUUUAGUAAAGCAAUGAUAUAAUUUCCUCACUAAAAGAAAAAAUUCAAAUGUAAAUGUAAAGUUAUGCUUUGUUCAUGUUUGUUCAUUUUCCAUAUUAAAGUGCUGAUGAUUUCAUAAUAAGAUUUUAUUAGUUAAAACAGAUAUGACAUAUUAAUUGUAUGGUAAAGUGUAUUAUAUCUGUCUAUCUAAAGACAUUUAGGAAAUAAAUAUUUUCAGUUUUCUAAAAAUA